Messenger RNA from Tripterygium wilfordii, 2040 nucleotides. Its product is annotated as serine/threonine-protein kinase BSK2. The record is from RefSeq and is a predicted model, not a curated record. Gene Ontology annotation, molecular function: protein kinase activity; ATP binding; protein binding. The transcript has 8 exons. Lineage: Eukaryota; Viridiplantae; Streptophyta; Magnoliopsida; Celastrales; Celastraceae. The coding region runs from base 180 to 1658 and encodes 492 amino acids. Gene Ontology annotation, biological process: protein phosphorylation; brassinosteroid mediated signaling pathway.
AACAAGACCUUCAAUCAUCCCUUUUGGAAUCUCUGUUCAACUCCAUCAUCGUUAGUUAAUCUCUCGUUCCUUCAAUCAUUUCAUCCUUCUUAUCCAAGACCCAGAUGCCCAAACUCAGUUUUAACUUCAUUAAAGCACUAAAGUCUUCACCUUUUUGAUGUGAGGAGGAGUAAUCAAUAAUGGGUUGUUUUCAUUCCAAGACUAGACAUCUUUCAUCUCCUGACCAGGAGCCUCCUCCACCAGAAGCAAAGCCAGAUCUAACUACUGUAGAAACUGAUGAAGAAGACCAAGUGCCUCCAUUUAAAGAGUACUCCUUGUCGGAGCUUCGAGCAGCUACAAAUGGGUUUAGUAGCGAUCUCAUAGUGUCUGAGAGUGGAGAAAAGGCUCCCAAUGUGGUUUACAGAGGCAAGCUCAAGAACAGCCGAUUAGUGGCUAUUAAGCGGUUUUCGAGGCUUUCUUGGCCCGACCCUCAACAGUUUGUGACUGAAGCUGCUGGUCUUGGCAAGGUCAGGCACAAGAGAGUUGUUAACUUGAUUGGCUGCUGCGCUGAAGGCGAUGAGCGUUUGUUGAUGGCAGAGUACAUGCCUAAUGAUACUCUAUCUAAGCAUCUGUUCCACUGGGAGAAACAGCCUUUACCGUGGGAAAUGCGAGUCAGAGUUGCAUACUAUAUUGCACAAGCACUUGAUCAUUGCAGCGCUCAGGACCGUAAAAUCUAUCAUGAUCUAAAUGCUUACCGGGUACUUUUUGAUGAGGAUGGCGACCCUCGAUUAUCUAGCUUUGGCAUGAUGAAAAAUAGUCGAGAUGGAAAAAGCUACAGCACAAACUUGGCUUACACUCCUCCAGAGUUUUUGCGGACAGGUAGGGUCAUUCCAGAGAGUGUGAUCUACAGUUAUGGAACUGUGCUGCUGGACCUUUUGAGUGGAAAACACAUCCCUCCAAGCCAUGCAUUAGAUUUGAUAAGGGGAAAGAAUGUAUUGUUAUUAAUGGAUUCAUCCCUGGAAGGACAAUACGCAAAUGAAGAUGCAACCGAAUUAGUUGAGCUGGCCUCUAAGUGUCUUCAGUACGAGGCUAGGGAUCGACCUGAUAUUAAAUUUCUCCUUUCAGCUGUGGCACCCCUUCAAAAGCAGACAGAGGUUGCAUCUCAUGUUCUUCUGGGUCUUCCAAAAACUCCAGUAGUGCCACAAACCAUUCUUUCUCCACUUGGAAAGGCUUGUGCAAGGAUGGAUCUUACUGCAGUGCAUGAUAUUUUGCUCAAAACAGGUUAUAAGGAUGAAGAAGGUGCAGAAAAUGAGCUAUCAUUUCAAGAGUGGACACAGCAAGUGCAAGAUAUGUUGAAUACGAAGAAAUUUGGGGAUAUUGCUUUUAGGGACAAGGAUUUUAAGAAUGCUAUUGAGUAUUACUCUAAGUUGGUAUCGAUGAUGUCUGUUCCAUCUGGUACCGUCUUUGUUAGGAGAGCUCUCUCAUACUUGAUGAUUGGCCAACCAGAACUUGCCCUGAGAGACGCCAUGCAAGCUCAGGUGUGCUUGCCUGAGUGGCCCACUGCCUUCUACAUGCAAGCUCUUGCCUUGUCCAAGCUCGGAAUGGACAGUGAUGCUCAGGACAUGCUUAACGAUGGAGCCUCGUUCGAAGCAAAGAAACAGAACAGCUGGCGCAUUUAAAACAGUGAACUAUUGCCAAUCUUACAUUAUCCGGGUGCGGCUCUCUAUCCAUUUCCACCAUGGAAACGCCAUUGGAGGUGAAGAUGAAUGCGGAAUUAGACUAGAUUUCAUGUGCAGUGAGGGUUAUUUUCAGUUGAUGCCCCCUUCCAUCAUUGGCAGAAUAUAUUCAUACAGAGUGAAAUGUAUAAAUGAUUGGUGAUAGCAAAAAUAAGUAGAGAAUAACCCACUAACCAUUAUGAGUUCUUAAUGUGCUUGUGUGCUUCCAUUGUUGUAUUGUGCUGAAGCCUGAAAGAGUGAUUGUAACAACGAAGUACAUUUAUGUAUGCGGGGAUUCAUUUGCAUCCUGAGCCUUAAAUUAACUUUCUUGUCUAAAAGUUUGUGA